Molecule: messenger RNA, 834 nt
Organism: Linum tenue
Lineage: Eukaryota; Viridiplantae; Streptophyta; Magnoliopsida; Malpighiales; Linaceae
Source: the annotation of a GenBank genome assembly
CGGGAAGGAAAGAACACAAAGCCACCGGCCUGAGAAAAUAACCAAAAACCUCAAAGAUUCUCUCUUUGAAACCGGGAGAAAAAUGGCGGCUCUACAGAUUGACAGAGCCGGAAGCGAAGCUCGGGAAACCCUCAAAGCAUUCCAACGCAGAGCUUCCGAAGCCGAGAAACAAAUCGUCAGUGGGUUGUCCGAGUGGAGCUUGAGAACCCUGGAUGAAACUCAAUUGCAGAAUGUUCACAUGUUGGCUGCAGAUCGGCUGUCGAGACUGGAAGCUGCAUUGGCAAAUGGUGGGGAUUCAGAGCUUCUGAAGACUGUAAGUGAACUCCAAUCCAAAUUAGAGGAUGUAACUGCAGAGUUAGCUUCUGAAAAGCAGAAGGCACAGAAGCUUGCUGUUGAGAAUGGGAAGCUCGAGUACCGAGUUACACAUCUCGUCCGUUCAAUCAGGGAAUCUGACUGAAACUCUUACAAACACUUAGAUGGAUUGAUCAGAAGCUAGAUUCUGUAGUUGAUGAUGGGAGGAAUCCUGCUGUCUGUUUGAAUUAUCAUUUCUAGUAUUAUCAUCCAACUUUGUUAUUACUUAUUAGCUGCUUGGUGUUCAUCGUUCUCCUUUCAUGGCGUUCGCUUCUCUUGCAAGAAAACUUGAUCUUAUAUAUUUGUGUAUUGUUGAUACAGACUUGGUUCCCUUGUGGGAAAGAGUAGGUAGUUAUUAUGAAGUCGCCGGUUGAGGUGCCGUUUUCUUUGUUCAGAUCAGCUGAAGAAAUGACUCAAAGCUCCUAUUUUUACCUACUGAUUUGGUAGUUGGAAUUACCAAGAACAUGAAAAAAGCUACUUGAC